GACAAAGUUGCCCGGGCAUUGGUUCUGGGUCGGCCCUAUCGGUUUUGCAGGUUGGCAGCCUGGGGCUGGGCACAGAAGCGGCCUUGGGGGCCGAGGCGAAUAUUGGUGUAAACCAGGCGUCAGAGGGACAGUUUCUUGUCUGGCUCCAGCCAAGGGAGGAAGAGCGGACGGGGAGGUUGUGGCGGUUGCUUUUUCAUCAUGGCGGAGGAGGUUGAACCAGAUGAUGCCAUGAAGGAACUCAUGGACGCCGGCGAUGACCUCGAAGAGUGCCUCGAAGACGAGGACGCGGCGGACGAGGAGUUGGCGGCCGAGAACGACGGCGAGGAGGGAAUGGAGAUGUGCCGCCCCAGAGACGAUGGCGAGGAGGCCUUGCAACUGGAUCAUCAGCUGGACGAAGGCAAGUUCCACGUGGGAGUGAGCUGGGUGCACCUCGAUGGGCUCCAUGGGACAAAGGAGAAGUACAACGGCAUGAAGUGCCUGAUCGUGUCCUUCGGGGUGAGGCACCCGUCCCUAGUGAAAGUGCGGGGCGUUGAGAAGAACGAGGAUGGCAAGUACAUCGCCCUUUGGGUGAAGAGGAUCAACUGCCGGAACACUGUGCACAAGGACACUGGAGCUUGGAAGGCAACACCCAACCCGGAGAACACCGGCGCCACGGGCGCGGCGCGCUGGGUGGCGCUGGGCCGGCCGGAGGUGGAUGCCAUGCAGGGCAAGCUCAAGUUUCAGAAGACAGAGGAGGAGGAAGCAGAACGGGAGGAGCUUUUCAAGCUGGUGGAUGUGAACCAUAAUGGCAUGCUCAGCCUGGCAGAGGUCGACAAGGCCUUGCCGGAUGUGAUGGGGUGCACCGCCCUCUUCAACGCAAAGCCGGCCAUCAUCCGCGCCUUCCUGGCUGCGACAGGGCGCCCGCCGGCCCGCCACGACGGCGAAGCGUACCGCAAGCACUCCAAGGACUAUGUCAAGCCGGGCGAGCAGUUCCGAAAGCUGAUUCAAUACCUGCACGAGUUCUUCGAGAUGUACUUGAUCUUCCAAGACAUGGCUGAUGGUGACGCAGACCGUCGAAUCGAUUGCAAGGAGUUCGCCGAGUUCAUCACCUCUGGCAAAGCCGAGAAGGUAGGCAUCAAGGUGACUCCGCAGAUGCUGGAAGACAAGUGCGGAGAGACCCCGAUGCCCGGGUACUCCCUCUUCAAUGAGAUUGACGAAGACCAAGGUGGUUGUAUCCUCUUCAAGGAGUUCUCGGACUACUGCAUCCGCAUGGGUUUGAAGGAUCCAGAUCGGGAGCCGCUUGAUGGUGAUACCUCCAAGCUCCGGGACAUGUUCCACAGCGCCAAGGACAUGGACGACGCCAUGUCCCUCGGCCGCUUCGUGGAGAUCCUGAACAAGGUCGGCAUCCCCGGCGACGAGAUUGAUGCCAUGAUCAAGGCCACAGACAAGAACCGGGAUUACAAGAUCGACAUUGACGAGUUUAUGGACUGGCUCACGGAUGACGACCACCGCGCCGCCCUGCAGCGCGCCGAGGGCGCCGGCCGCACCAACGACGAGGACCCGCCAGCCUGCAAGAAUUCGUGUGGCUUCAAGGCAGCCAAGGGCUUGACACGCUCCGGCCAGCCGCUGGACACCUGCUGCCGCGGCUGUGCCCGUGGAGGUGACCACGACUCGCGCUGCCAGCAGGUUGCUGCCUAAGAAGAGCGCCUCUUUCGAGAUCCUACUAGGAAAACUGCUUCCCAGGGGGCGGAAUAAUAUUUACCGUAUUCGUAGGGUCCAAGGGAGUCCCAACGAUUCCCACUAUCCUCGUCCAACGGGGAGUGCCCUUUGCCAGCCACAACAUAGCGUCAAAGUCACAAUUCGCCGGAUGAGUUGUUUUGCGAAAUGGGUCUCGCAACCAUGGCGGGUGAAGGCCAGGUGUGGGAGCAAUGGACUGGCAGUUCAGGAGACUCACAUUGCUUGGGGCCUUCCACGCCUGGGUUCGGCAAAGCCACUUGGUGUGCCCGCAAGCUAGUGGAAUAUCUGCUUUUGCAGGCAGCACCACCAGGGAGCCGCAAAAUGCGCGAAUGCCCUGGACUGUCGCUUUGCUGUGGCUUUGGCCUGUCGCUUUGCUGGCCUGAAGGGCCAGUAAAGAUUGGGAGUAUUGGAC
Messenger RNA from Effrenium voratum, 2128 nucleotides. The record is from the annotation of a GenBank genome assembly. Lineage: Eukaryota; Dinophyceae; Suessiales; Symbiodiniaceae.